Messenger RNA from Carya illinoinensis, 2557 nucleotides. RefSeq lists its product as uncharacterized. Bases 377 to 1795 code for a protein of 472 amino acids. The transcript has 2 exons. Lineage: Eukaryota; Viridiplantae; Streptophyta; Magnoliopsida; Fagales; Juglandaceae. The record is from RefSeq and is a predicted model, not a curated record.
CGAUUUGGUCACCCCUGAAACGGUACUUUGGAAAGAAACCUCAAGGAUUUCCGUUUCUCAAGACCUUACCAGACUGAGAGAGAGAGAGAGAGAGAGAGAGAUUUUUCUGAGAAAAGUGAUUAUUUUUUCACCGAAAUUAAAGAGAAACGCGCUCAAUGGUCUCUUAAGAUCGGAAUCUGAAAUGGAUUAGAUUUCUAGGGUUUCGAUCUAUCCUCUUUCGUUUGAUUGUAUGUUUGUUUGUUUUUUUGUCGCUAAUUGUUCGAUUUCGGAUUCAAUUUAACGAACAUUAAAAUUAUCGUUCUAACCCGCGAUUGUGAUUGGAGGCUCUGAAGAAUCAGUCUUUAGGGUUUGGUUCCAUUCAUUUAGUGGAAAAACGAUGAACGAUCAGUCACAGAUGAUGAAUCAGCAGCCUCCGCAGAUGUUGAACCAGAUGAUCAGCCAGCCCCUGCCUCCCCAGAUUCAGAUGAUGGCUCAGCCCCAAGCUCAGCAGUCUCAGAUUAUGAUGAUGAACCAAUCUAAGCAGCAGUCGCAGCCUCUGCCCAUGUUGAACCGGGGAUACAACAAAGUGUGGCCCCAACACGCUUCGAUGGAUCAUCCUAGCAAUAAGUUUCAGAGCUCUUCUUCUUUGAAGCCCAAUUACACGGCGGCUUUAAAGCCUGGUCGAAGCAAUUGGAAGGGCAAGAAGGUGUCUGAUAAGCACAAGAAUCCGAGAAGGAUGGAGAAAUCAAUGUCAAUUCCCAUGCCGAUGCCUAACCCGGCAAUAACCGGUACUAGUAGUAGUGGGGGAGGGUACAAACCCCCGGCUCUUUACGAAUUGCAGUCCCAGAAUAGAUUUAAAGCCCGGAAAUUCCACCAGAAGAAGAAGUACAACAAUAGGGUUGCGCCUUAUGCGCCUAGGAACACGACGUCGUUUAUAAUCAGGGCUAAGAAGACUGGUGGGAUUGCUGAUCUGGUGUCCCCGUGCCCUGUGACGCCGGCGGUGCUCCCUACGCCAAUAUUCUCCCCCUCGAGGGAAGUGUUGGGGGAUAUGGCAAAGGAGGAGUGGGGUGUUGAUGGGUAUGGGUCAAUGAAAGGGUUGAUUCGACUUCGGUCACCUGGUGGGAAUGAGCACGAGGAGGAGGAAGAAGAGGAGAAUGGUGGGUCGAGUGAGAGUGAUGUUGAGGAGCACGUGGAAGUGGAGAGGAGGUUGGACCAUGACUUGAGCCGCUUCGAGAUGAUAUAUCCAAAUUACAGUGGGUUGGAGUACCAUAAUGUUUUGGAGAAUAGGGUUGAUGAUCAGGAUUCACAUAUAGCGCAGUUGGAGGAGGAGAACUUGACGUUGAAGGAGAGGCUUUUCUUGAUGGAGAGAGAGCUGGGGGACUUGAGGAGGAGGUUGCAAUUCCUAGAGAGACAGAACCAAGUGAUGGGGGAUGUGAAUGAGGAGGUGGUGGAGAAUGGGUCCGAAAACGAUAGCGAGGGCGGGUUGGAUGCCCCAGCUUUAAUGGGUUGCGAGAAUAAUGCAGACAUGGAAUAUGUGCCUGGAAAGGGAGGGAAGGAAAGAACUACUGAUAAUGAGAAUGAUGUGGCAUCGGGUAAUGAGGGUGUAAGCGGUGCUUGUAUGGAAGAGUUUGAAGAAAGGAAUGAGCUUUUACCGAAGGAAGUGAUUGCCGAUCAAAAUGAGCGUAAAGGUGAAGAAAUUAUGAAGGAAAAUGUGGUGAAGGAUGCGGAAAUGAGGACUGAGUCUGUAAGGAAUGAAGUCAUUGCAGUUGAGAAUGGCGCCAAGAAUGAAGAACGAAGGAGCGAUCAUUGCAGUUGAGAAUGACGCCAAGAAUGAAGAACGAAGGAGCGAGUUAUUACCAAAUGAAGCCGCCAUUGCAAAGGAGGUGGUCAAAGUUGAAAAGGUUGCAAAUAAAUUUGUGUCUGAUGUAGAAUUGACUUCGGUCAACGAUGGACUGGAAUUGAAAAGGCAAUGGAUAAUAUUGUGGAGAAGAACGAGUUCACGAAUGAGGAACUGAGGAAUGUAUUCUCAGAGAAGAGCAUUGGCGACGGUGACUAAUUUGUCCCGCGUUAAUGCAUUAGAGUCCAAAGGGAGGCCCCCCACUGCCUCAUUAUUUGAGGAAAGUUUAUGCAAUUCUUGUGUUGCUGGUCAUGGGGUAUAGAAUAAUCAAAGGAUAAUGCUGAUAACUCACACACUUCACUAAAUGAGUUAAAGAAAAUAUAUGAAUUGAACAAUUACUAUUGAGCUCUUUAAUUUUUUGUUAUUAUUGUACAGUUGUAGUGUGGCCACGAUGGUUGCUUUCAAGGUGGAGAGAUGGGAGGUGAGAUGUUAUAGGUCAGAUCUCGUCCAUGGGAUGGUUUUUGAGGUCGGAUCCUGGUUGAAUGUGCUCUUACCCCGCUCUUAUUUCCUAUUGUAUUUGGAGAAUGUGCCGUCAAAGGUUGCCAAUUUUUCUGUUUUUUGGUUGGCACUUGGCAGCCUUAAGAAAGAUCUGUAUCCAUGGGAUAAGAUAAUCCAAGAAAAACGGUAUUGGAUUGGUGCCGUGUAGGCAAAAUGGAAAAAAGUAAGGAUCACUUUUUGCUA